Messenger RNA from Cheilinus undulatus (humphead wrasse), 6081 nucleotides. Its product is annotated as NACHT, LRR and PYD domains-containing protein 12-like. The record is from RefSeq and is a predicted model, not a curated record. Bases 248 to 3685 code for a protein of 1145 amino acids. Gene Ontology annotation, molecular function: protein binding. The transcript is spliced from 11 exons. NCBI's taxonomy places the organism in Eukaryota, Metazoa, Chordata, Actinopteri, Labriformes, Labridae.
CCGUACGUCUCCCUCUGCUGGAGAGUUAACGGCUGUUAAAAGAAGGAGAAACACACAAGAACUCGACGUUUUUAAACUUUUCAGAGAGACAACGACACGAGGGACGUGCCGGUGCUCAAAGAGGAGAGCAUACACAGUAUAAUGACAGCUGAGGAGUCUGACUGUUCUUCAGGACCACAUGGUUCAUUGUUCUGUUCAGACCGAGGUUGAUUUAUCUGCAUGGGUUAUUUUGUUUUGAGUUGAGAAGAUGAGCAAUCAAAGGGAGGAAGAGGAGGACAGAGCAAAGUCUUCGGUGUCCAGCAGUCUCUCCAUGAAGAGUGGCCGGUCUAAAGUUUUUCAUCCAAACUUCAGUAAUGAUCCAGGACCAGGCACGUCUCCUUUUUCCAGCAGUCUCUCCAUGAAGAGUGACCGGUCUAAAGUUUUUCAUCCAAACUUCAGUAAUGAUCCAGGACCAGGCACGUCUCCUUUUUCCAGCAGUCUCUCCAUGAAGAGUGACCGGUCUAAAGUUUUUCAUCCAAACUUCAGUAAUGAUCCAGGACCAGGCACGUCUCCUUUUUCCAGCAGUCUCUCCAUGAAGAGUGACCGGUCUAAAGUUUUUCAUCCAAACUUCAGUAAUGAUCCAGGACCAGGCACGUCUCCUUUUUCCAGCAGUCUCUCCAUGAAGAGUGACCGGUCUAAAGUUUUUCAUCCAAACUUCAGUAAUGAUCCAGGAUCCUCAGAUUUCCAAAUAGUAAAGAGAUCUGUUUGUGUGGAGGAACAGCUGUCCAGCUGUGCUCUGUGUCAGGACAUCCUGAGAGAUCCAGUUUCUACCAGCUGUGGACACUGGUUCUGCAGACAGUGUAUCAGCUCAUACUGGGACCAGUCUGCUUCAUCAGGAGAGUCCUCCUGUCCCCAAUGUGGAGAAAGACCACGACUGCAGAUAUCCAACACAGUGAAAGCAGAUAGAGGUCUACAGAAGGUUUUAGAUGAACACAGGAUCUGCCUGAGGAAGAGAUGUGAACAUGUGACUGAAGGAACUGAUGAAGCAGGAAGUAGAACCCUCCUGAACAGGAUCUACACUGAGCUCUACAUCACAGAGGGACAGAGUGAAGAGGUGAACAGCCAACAUGAGGUGAGACAGCUUGAGACAGCUUCCAAGAUGAAGAGCCUCCAUGAGACUCCAAUCAAGUGUCAGGACAUCUUUAAAGCCUUACCUGGCCAACAGAAACCCAUCAGAGUGGUUCUGACCAACGGUGUGGCUGGUGUUGGAAAAACCUUCUCUGUGCAGAAGUUCACUCUGGACUGGGCAGAGGGCUUGGAAAACCACGACAUCAGUCUGCUGGUUCUGGUUUCAUUCAGGGAGCUGAACUUGAUCAGAGAUAAGCGCUACAGUCUUCUGGAGCUGCUCCAUGUUUUCCAUCCAACAUUACAGAAGGUCAGAGCCCAGACGCUGGCUGUCUGUAAACUUUUGUUCAUCUUUGACGGCCUGGAUGAAAGCAGACUGUCGUUAGAUUUCAACAUCAGUGAGGCUGUGUCUGAUGUGUCAGAGAAGUCCUCGUUAAACGUGCUGCUGAUAAACCUCAUCAAGGGUAAUCUGCUUCCCUCAGCUCUCAUCUGGAUAACGUCUCGACCUGCAGCAGCCAAUCAGAUCCCUCCUUCAUGUGUGGACAGGCUAACAGAGGUCAGAGGCUUCACUGAUAAUCAGAAGGAGGAGUACUUCAGGAGGAGAUUCAGUGAUGAAGAUCUGUCCAGCAGAAUCAUCUCCCACAUCAAGACAUCCAGGAGCCUCUACAUCAUGUGUCUGAUCCCAGUCUUCUGCUGGAUCACUGCUACAGUUCUGGAGCACAUGAUGAGCACGGAGCAGAGAGGAGAGCUGCCCAAGACCCUGACUGACAUGUACUCACACUUUCUGUUGGUUCAGACCAAGAAGAAGAAGAACAAGUAUGAUGAGGGACCUCAGAUGAGUCCUCAGGAACUCACAAGAUCUGACAGGGAAGUUCUUCUGAAGCUGGGGAGGCUGGCGUUUGAACAUCUGGAGAACGGAAACAUCAUGUUCUACCAAGAAGACCUGGAGCGCUGUGGUCUGGAUGUCACAGAGGCCUCUGUGUACUCAGGAGUUUGUACUGAGAUCUUUAAAAGAGAGAGUGUGAUCUUCCAGAAAACAGUCUACUGCUUUGUUCAUCUGAGCGUUCAGGAGUUUCUGGCUGCAGUCUACAUGCGCCACUGUUUCACCAACAGGAACACAGAUGUCAUCGAGGCGUUCCUAAAAGAGGACAACCACAGAGACGUAUCCACAAACUCCUCUCUAAGAACAAGAAAGCCAUUUCAAACUCCAUCCCUGGUAGGCAUUCUGAAGUAUGCCAUGGAGAAAUCCCUGAAAAGUCCAAAUGGACACCUGGACCUAUUUGUUCGCUUCCUUCACGGCCUCUCUCUGGAGUCCAACCAGAGCCUCUUAGGAGAUCUGCUGGGUCAGACAGACAACAGUCCAGAAACGAUCCAGAGAGUCAUCAAGAACCUGAAGGAGAUGAACAGUGUUGGUAUCUCUCCUGACAGAAGCAUCAACAUCUUCCACUGUCUGAUGGAGGUGAAUGACCUCUCAGUACAUCAGGACAUCCAGAAGUUCCUGAAGUCAGAGAGCAGAUCAGAGGAGAAACUCUCUGAGAUCCAGUGCUCUGCUCUGGCCUACAUGCUGCAGAUGUCAGAGGAGGUUCUGGAUGAGUUCAGUCUGAGAGAGUACAACACAUCAGACCAGGGGCGACUGAGACUGAUUCCAGCUGUAAGGAACUGCAGGAAGGCUUGGCUUUAUGACUAUGGACUAACAGAGACUCACUGUGAGGUCUUGGCCUCAGCUUUGAAGUCCAACCCCUCACAUUUGAGAAAGCUGUGGAUGAGUGGAAACAACCUGCAGGAUUUAGGAGUGGAGCUUCUUUCUGCUGGACUGAAGAGUCCAAACUGUCGACUGGAGACUCUGGGGUUGUGGGACUGUGGUUUGUCAAAGAUCAGCUGUUCUAAUCUGGCCUCAGCUUUAAAGUCCAACCCCUCACACCUGAGAGUUCUGUGGCUUAAUAACAACAAGCUGCAGGAUUCAGGAGUGGAGCUUCUUUCUGCUGGACUGAAGAGUCCAAACUGUCGACUGGAGACUCUGGGGUUGUCAGACUGUGGGUUGUCAGAGAUCAGCUGUUCUUCUCUGGCUUCAGCUUUGAAGGCCAACCUCUCACAACUGAGAGAGCUGAACCUGAAUUUUAACAACCUGCAGGAUUCUGGAGUGGAGCUUCUUUCUGCUGGACUGAAGAGUCCAAACUGUCGACUGGAGACUCUGAGGUUGAGGCGCUGUGGUUUGUCAAAGAUCAGCUGUUCUUCUCUGGCCUCAGCUUUAAAGGCGAACCCCUCGCAUCUGAGAGAGCUGGACCUGUAUAACAACAAGCUGCAGGAUUCAGGAGUGGAGCUUCUUUCUGCUGGACUGAAGAGUCCAAACUGUCGACUGGAGACUCUGGUGUUGGAGCGCUGUGGUUUAUCAGAGAUCAGCUGUUCUUCUCUGGCCUCAGCUUUAAAGGCCAACCCCUCACAUCUGAGUAAGCUGGACCUGAGUGACAACAACCUGCAGGAUUCAGAUAUGAAGCUGCUGUCUGAUCUUCAGAAGGAUCCAGACUACAGACUGGAGACUUUGUUAUGGUGGAGUUCUGAUGAUGAAAGUGACAGUGAUUAAAGAGAGGAUCCUGAUUGUCCUGCUUGUCAGACAGGGGGAAGCAGCAGCAGCUGUCUGUGGUGAGUCUGUAACUGGGCCGUGUUACUGGGAGACUGACAGACCAAUCCCAACCAGUGGAGAUGAGACUGCUCUGAGAUCAGCUCCACUGUGGACCUCCCUCAUGUUUCUAUUCUAACACAGAUUCUCAGCGUAAACUGCUUUAGGACUAAAUGACUGAAGAUGAACGACUCCACUUGGAUGCAGAUGUUAAGCUUUCUGUCACAGCGCCCCCCUGUGGAAAUACAUGAACGAGGGUUAGCCCAACUUUGGUAGAGGCUAGCUUUGGCACACAACAAUCUCCCACUACCAAGAGAAAUAUUUUCUGAUCCCUGAUUUUUAACAAAUAGCUCAUUACCAAAAUAAAUGGGACAGCCAUGUUUCUUCAGUGUUUAAUCACUGCUUUGAUUUUUACCUUUCACUGAUUUUAUUCAUAUUAUUGAUCAUUGGGUUUUAGUGUUUAUUUGCUGUAUUACUGUAUUUCUUUUAUCAGCUCAUUUGUAAAUAUCUGGCUGCUUUAAUUCUGGUUUGACUGUUAUUUUGUGUCUGUCCAUUCUUUGUGAAGUACUUCAGGCUAGAAAAGGAAAAGAGGUGGACAGAUAUUGUUCUCUCUGGGCCGAUAAGGUUACAGAUUAUUAGUGAAUGAGAGCGAUAACUGAUAUUUGGAGCUGAUAUGUAUUUAAAAUAAGGAUGAGCCGUUGGUUCCAGUCAUUUAAAUGUUAGAUUAACAACAUGUAAGGGACAUAAACAUUCUCUAACCCUGGCCUCCAAAGCUAGAAAUCAACUCUAUUUCUGACAUGUGCUGCUGUCUGCAAAGGAGAGCUAAGAGGAACUGAACAUUUAGCACAAAGGCAGGAGAAAGCAGCAGAAAAACAAGCCUAAGUCAGAGAAGCUAACUGCUAAGCUAAGCUAACAAUUCAGCAGAUGGCGCUAAAGAGCCAGAGUGCUUGAUGAUGACCUGCAGACGUCUAAACCAACAGCUACCAAACAACAGCAGUGAUGAGAAAAGUCAAAUCGACAAUUUAGAUCUGGCUCUAUCAACAGGGGAGACGGCACAGAGAGAGACGCUGAAGUGGUGGGAAAACAGGAAAUGAUGUCAUACUCUCACUGUGACAGGCUCCUGUGUUUAUUGGCUGUUAAUGUGUGGUGUUGAACCAAUCAGAUAUCAGAGCCAGAGAGAAAGGCUCACAUCACAGCAGAGCCAAAGUAGCAGACUUUUGAACCAAUGAAUUUAAUCUGUGAUCAAUGAAAUAAAAUACCAACACAGAUCAUGAUGAAAAUGUCAGAUCUGGACCCUGAUAAUCAGCCAGGACCAUCAUGGAUCCACCUCUAGUCUGGGGGCUUUUACACAAAGAAAGCUGAGCUGUUGUGAUGUUUGAUGGUGUGAAAACAGCUGAAUAAUGCUGACUCACUCUUCUAUUUUCAUGAGUCAUGUCAGCUUAACAAAGGAUGCAUUAGAAGAUCCAAUCAUCUGUCAUUUUAACCAAUCAUUUUGAUGUUUACUACAGUUUGAUGUUUGAGCCUUCUAUUUCCUGAUUCUGGGAUUAUAAACUGAAAUCAAGUCCAUCAGUGGAGUGUCAGAAUUUAGCGCUGUUCUCUUAUUGGCAGAAGGACAAAGAGAGCAUUAGUUCGGCUUAAAUGGUCAUUGACCCAAAGUUUAUUAAGGAUUACAUAUAAAGUUUACAAAAUGUCACAAAUAUCACCCAUCUGUGUGUCCCAGUGAGCUCUCAGAGCAGAGAGCUCCUGACCCUCGAUAAGUGUGUCUUUUAAUCUUCAGGGGAGGAUCCUCCUCCACUUCCUGACAAGGAGGAGUCCUGUGAAUUAUGUCACCUCCUAGUCCAGUGUGGCCUCCUCAGUGUGUAACAAAGAGUGGUCUCACUAACAUUAACCUUAGCUGUCAUCAUUACUGUAUACAAAAGAGCCACUCACUUGUAACUCUAAUCUUAGCAGAGAAAAAUGUCAACUGUAUAUGAAAAAUACAAUGUUUUAUCUUGUAAUAUCUCACAGGAGUUUGAAUCUUGAUCAAAUUCAUAUUUAGGGGCAUCCUGUUCCUGCUAUCACUGCUUCCUGCCAGCAGAUGUCACCAUUUCCAACGUUUUCUCCCAGACUGAUGGAUCUGAAUACAUUCUUUAUCUGUGAGCAGGAAACCAACUUUGAAAUUCUCACAGAGAGAGAGAAUGUCAACUCUCACAUUUGUUCUGAUAUUUCUGAAUGUCAUCUUCAAGUCUGUUUAUUUUCUGUUUUUAAACUCUUGCCCCCUACUGCACAGGAGAGUGGAGCACUCCAGAGCCAGAUAAAAUGAUGAAUAAUCUGUUUGUUCUGAGAACACUGAGUCAGAUUUGUGAUGAAUUAAAGUUUUA